This is a messenger RNA of Sitodiplosis mosellana (orange wheat blossom midge), 2322 nucleotides long. RefSeq lists its product as uncharacterized. The record is from RefSeq and is a predicted model, not a curated record. The coding region runs from base 951 to 2153 and encodes 400 amino acids. NCBI's taxonomy places the organism in Eukaryota, Metazoa, Arthropoda, Insecta, Diptera, Cecidomyiidae. The transcript has 3 exons.
UUGUGGUUUAUUUUUAGUGGGAUUUCUAUUUAUUUGGUGAAUCAAUUCGCCGAUAUCACUUUUUGAGCAAACGACACACAGAUUGGCGAAACCGAAACCAAAACAAUUCAUUUACAUAAUGUGGACGAUGAAUGAUGUGUGUGCUAUGUGUAAAUUCCAAAGUAUACAUCCGGCUUCAGCAUCGAAAUGUUAAGUAUCACUCUUUUUUUUGGGCACUAGAACAAAAGUGCAUGCUCUAAAAAUAAAGAACUUGAUUUUUUGUGUGUGUACGGUGACCUACAAAAAUGCAAUAGGAUUUAUCGUUCAAAAGCUGGUAUAUAAAUCAUCACCUGGCAGACAUAAGAAGCAGCUUACGAAGCACACGACAAAAUAAUCCAUUGAAGAGUGAAACGAAAGAGAAAAAAAAAACUUUCUCCAAUGCCAAUCAUAUUUAUCUCAUAUAUGCGGGCCACCUUGUCACAUUGCAUGUAUGUUGACCAUCAAAGCAGACAUGGUUGUGCUGGUGGUGUGUGUGUGUGAGAUGGUGUGGUAAUUCCACUUAUUGCUUAAAUAAUAUUGCUGCAUCGCUUCAUCAUACACACAUCAUGAAUACAUGGGCAUACAUGGUGUGCUUUCCAUAUCACAUACGUGACGAGACCGAGUGUGGUUUUUACGCAUUUUACACGACACACCGAGUGAAUAAUUAUCAAUUCAUAAUCGAAAUGUAAACACAUACCUAUCCAUUCAUGUUGCAUAUCGGUUUAACAAUGCUCCAUUCCGUCGGCAUUUUAUUUCGUUUUGCGUCAGUGCAGUGAUCACAUCACUUGGCUCUGCUCUGCUCUCUACCACGCAUCCGCAACAAGUGAAAAUUUUAGAGAAAUAAAAACGAAAGUGCCAUUCGAGAUCAAUGAAUAAAGAGUGCAUUUAAGUUGAACGGAUUUUUGUUUGAUAAUUUUCCAUGCAAUUGAAUUAUGGAUACAGUUGGAUCUUGGAAAAUGAUGGGUAUUACGUUGUUUUGCUUCGUGCAUUGUUUGCAUUACACUCUGUCAACGGCUAUUGCAAUCGACGAUGUUAACGAAGCCAACAAAUCCGACAAAAGCGAAAGUGUUGCGCAUGACUCAUUUGAAAAACACGAAAUCUGGUCACCUCUACUUGAGGAGUUGACGAUCAAUUCAUCGUAUGCACGUGAUGGUCGAUCGAUACAACAACCAUACAGAUAUAUUCCAACAUCAAAUGCGUACAUCAACAGAAGAGUAGAUAAUUUGACACCACUGGGACCUGGAGCUUCGAAGCAAAAUUUUCAAUUCAACGGUCCCAGCACCUCCGGCAAUCGACCCAAUCAAUUCUUCAACGAUCGUGUUCAACAAAAUGGUCCCGAAGUAUCCGAAACCGAUCUCUAUUUGUUGAGUGCUAUCGAGAAAUUAGUGUUUCGCGUCGAUUACAUGGAACGUCGAUUACGCAAAACGGAACAAAUUGUUUACUAUUUAAUGGCUGGCAACAACGAGCACAAAAAAGAAAUUUAUGAAAAACCUUGUCCCAUGAACUUCACAAGAGUCGGAGACAAUUGUUAUUUGUUCGUGGUGAAUCAACCGGCGAAUUGGAAAGCGGCCAAUAAUAUUUGUCGUUCGUAUGGUGCCCAUUUGGCGGAACUGGAUGGUUCGAAUGAAAAUAACGAUAUGACCGCAUAUUUAUUGAAUCAUCAGCAACUUUUGAGUGGACACGGUAACUUUUGGUUGGGCGGUUUGAAUCCAGGCUUGUUGUGGAUUUGGUCAACUUCCGCACGACCGGUCAAUCCAAAUGUGAAUUUAACUCAAAUUCACAAUUCAACACAAUCGGCUCCGGCCAACGGAACACCAAAAGUCGCGACGAAAAUUAAAACCGACAAUAAAAAGACGUCAAGCAAUAAAAAAGGAACCAGCACCAAUUCGACUACACCGAUUGCUAGCGCGAAGAAAAUCGUCGAAGCCACAAAGAUAACAAACACACCGGCGAAUGACAGCGAUAUGAAAAUCGAAGGAUUCGGCCGAUGCCUGGGACUAUCUUACAAGCCCAACAAACACAUUUAUCAACUGUACGGAUUUGAUUGUAACGGUCAUCAGAAAUUCGUGUGUGAACUGCCUCAGGAUCACAUUGAUAAUGAAAUCGAUCGCAUUGCUAAAAAGCUAUUCCAUUAAACAGAUGCAUCUCUGUCUUAUUUAUUUCUGUAUUUAAAUUAUUUAUUAACGAUUUUUUAUUUUAGAUUUUAGAAAGUGUUUGCAUAAAAAAAAAUAUCUCUGCUGUCUUAAAUGCCAAUAUGAAGAUCAAGAAAUAAAAGUGAAUUUGAAUUUAUAAUAUAACAAGAAA